AUGACGAGUAUUGCCCCGAGCGACAAAUCUGUGGAGUCGAGCCUACAUUACUGGCUAAUCUUCCUCAAAUACAUCGUUCAGAAAUUGCACUUACACAGAGAUGUGCCUGAUCUUAGCGAAGAUGACAAGGAGGAGAGAAGGAGGUUGUGGUGGGCAAGCUACAUCAUUGACCGGCAUACGGCCUUGUCAUUCAAUGGACGUCCGCGCAUCACAGACCAUGAAUGCCUUCUCCUUCCGACUCCACGCCCCGACGCAGUAUGGAACCAAUCCGGUCCGCUACUUCCUUGGUCCGACCGACGAAGUCAAAAUAACACGAUACUGAGCUAUCAUGUUCAGAGCCUGGAUAUGCUCGGUAUCUUUCUUCCACUCUCAAGAAUCUUGGGCGAGAUACUGGAAUAUCGCUUUCUCAGCGACCACUCGACUUUUAACUCAAGCCACGACUUUCUCACUGCGAUCCAAAAGAAUAUAGUGCGCAAUCUUGAGGUUUGGUGUCAUUCAUUUCUGUCCUUAGUGGGCUCAGACUUCUGCACAAUUGCGGAGCCAGAAUGCGAGUUCUCCCCAGCUCCAGAAAUUCCGACGGUAGCCUACUAUGGCUUUCACAUGUAUCAUUGCAUGUUCGUACUCCUGCAUGGUCCUAUGGAUGUGGUGCGGAUGUAUCAGGAUCUUGCCUGGCAGGCAUCCUCGAAAUUUCUCACGGCUGGGGAGCAUGCUGUAGCCUGUGCCAAUAUCGCACGGUACAUCUUGCGGAUCGAUCCACAGCUAUGCCUGAUGUAUAGAUUCUUCGGAACCUACUUCUUGCAGUCAUCGUUCAUCUUCCUUAUUCUAGCCCAAAAGUUGGGUCGGCAGUCCGACGACAUGAUUUUACGUAAUUGCGCCAUCAAUCUCCAAGUCUUGGACAUGUUCGUAGCAGCCACGAACAUGGACUACCAGCGCACUUUUGCCAAGCUCCUGCGCCGGGCUCUGUCGUACAACCUAGGGGAUUCUUCCGCAGGAAAUGCUCCCGGCAAUGGCCAUCCCGUGGCCGAAUACGUGGGCAUGCCAGAACCAUCGCUAGACCCGGAAAUGCUUCUUUACCGGUGGGUCCCCGGCUAUACGGGAUUAUGGAUCAGUCCGAUGGACCGAGAAUAA
Molecule: messenger RNA, 1128 nt
Organism: Aspergillus ibericus CBS 121593
Lineage: Eukaryota; Fungi; Ascomycota; Eurotiomycetes; Eurotiales; Aspergillaceae
Product: fungal specific transcription factor domain-containing protein
Exons: 4
Coding region: 1-1128 (375 amino acids)
Biological process (GO): DNA-templated transcription
Molecular function (GO): DNA binding; zinc ion binding
Source: RefSeq, a predicted model, not a curated record